This is a messenger RNA of Linum tenue, 1872 nucleotides long. NCBI's taxonomy places the organism in Eukaryota, Viridiplantae, Streptophyta, Magnoliopsida, Malpighiales, Linaceae. The record is from the annotation of a GenBank genome assembly.
AUGAGUCGAGCCCAGCCCAGCCCAUUCUGUGACCUAGCAGCGCAGCCCUGCCUUUGUCUACAUGUACGGUAGAGGGAGAAGACGCAAUCUUGGCUGCCGCUCUAUUGUCUUCUUUUUCUAUCAAUCCAAUUCCCUUGGCGAUUACAAAUCUCUUCCCAUCGAUUGCCGCAUGCCGUCUUCCAUUUAAUUUGAUUUUGGGAGUUUUCCGCCUUGAUCCUGCUUGGCUAAUCUUCUCGUUGAACGGACGAACUUCCACCGGAUCUUGCUCUUUCCCGCAACUAUGGCACGAGUAGAAAGCAAUCCAAAAAGAAUCGAUUGAGAGAUGACAAGAAGGCAACGACAAAGGCAACAAUAGGCUUAUUGGUGACGGAGUCCAAAUAUUUGAUGGAUUUAGAAAGGAAUGCGCUUCCCUUUAAAGUGGGCCAACUUGUCGAGGUCAAAUCAUUCCUACAUGGUUAUCGUGGCGCAUGGUUUCGUUGCAAGAUAAUGAACAUACGUUCAACGAAAGCUGGGAUUGCUUAUUCCUUGGAAUAUAUUGACUUUCCUGAUGAAAAGAUACGAUUGACAAAAUUAUAUCAGAAGGCUACAAAGCUUGGGGAAAAGCAUUUAAUGGUGCGUCCUUGGUUUCCUCCUGUUUAUCGUGAAAGUAAUUUGCCCGAUGUCGAUACCAUCGUAGAUGUCGCUGUUGUGGCGAAUGAGUUGUGGAAGGUAGGAGAUUUGGUGGAUUGGUGGUAUGCUGAUUGCUAUUGGACUGGAAGAUUGACAAAAGUAUUAGAAAAUGAGAAGUUUCAGAUCAAAUUGCUGCCACCUCCUAAGGGUGAAGGGAAUUCUUAUGAUGUUUCAGGCAAAGAUCUGCGACCUGCUUUGAAUUGGUCACCAUUAGAUGGAUGGACGAUCCCUGAGGGAAGUGGAAACUGCCAGCAUUGCGCUCGUUUAAUUAAAUCUUUGAAUCCAGGUAAAGCUUCAGGCAGACUUCAGGAAGCGCGAGACAACAUCCAGACAACUGAUGACAGUGGUCCUUCAGCUUCAUUUGUUUCAGCUAGUUCUUUACCACCCUUAGGGAGAUCAGAGCAACAACCAGAAGGGCCUCUUGGCAGUGGUGUUUCCCAAAAGGUGCAAAAUACUGGGAAAAACUCUGAUACGGAUGUGGCAAACAGUGAUGCUAGUAAAACAAGUUCUUUGGACAGUGUGCCAAUUCCUCGUGUUAGAGAUGCAUCAACUCUGGAAGCUGGAUUAACUCAGGGAAAUGGUCACCCGGAUUAUGGGGCCUUUAAAAGCAUCUCCAAGAAAUUGAAGACUGAUGGAAGUUUUUCCUUGAAUUCCAUGUGCCCCGACAAAGCAGAAGUAGCUGCCUUUGAUUUGGAGGAACUUGUCAACCAAAUUAAAUGGAUUAAGCGUAUUUUAGAGGUGGGUAUGCCUUUGUCAGAUCCCGUUCGACCCUCGUGGAAAUUUUUGGAACAUGAAGCACCUUCCAUACCCAAAUGAACAAAGGGUGUUCAUCCAGUGAAGUUGCAGUAAAAUUUCGAAUCAAUCCUUGGACCUCAGUCGUCGCCAGAAAAUUGGCGAAUUUUCAUUGGCCUCUCAGCAAAACUUAACAGGCCCUUUGUUGCCAUUUCCUGUCUUCUGUGGUCACGGGAUUUGUACAGUUGCUAGCUAUUAGUUUGUAUAGAUGAAGGUAAUCAAUUUUGGGAGCUGUUCAGCUUACUGCGACGCUUGUAAAUGUGUUCCUUGCAAUAGAAGGUACCUGCUGUUGUCCUUUUACGCACUAUCAAACUCUAGUAAUUUCAGUGACCAAAUGUAGCAUUUACCUAGUGUGUUUUUACUACUGUUAUCAAAGCCGGAAUGACUGGCUAGUGGCUAGUUUGAUUGGGA